Molecule: messenger RNA, 1906 nt
Organism: Lemur catta (Ring-tailed lemur)
Lineage: Eukaryota; Metazoa; Chordata; Mammalia; Primates; Lemuridae
Gene: DNAJC15
Product: DnaJ heat shock protein family (Hsp40) member C15
Exons: 6
Coding region: 133-585 (150 amino acids)
Biological process (GO): protein import into mitochondrial matrix
Cellular component (GO): PAM complex, Tim23 associated import motor
Molecular function (GO): ATPase activator activity
Source: RefSeq, a predicted model, not a curated record
CCCCGCCCUCACCGGCGCAGCGGCGGCGGCGCCCACAAAAUCCGCGAGACGAGCCCGGCCUAACUAGUUUGUCCCUGCGGCCGCCUCGUAGGCUGGGUCGCUGCGCCCGGCGUCUCUCCGGGCCUCAUUGCCAUGGCUGCCCCUGGUGGCGUCACCUCCGCUGGCGAGGGGCUGCGCUACGCCGAGUACACGCCACCCUCGGCCAAACGGCCGGACGCCGACGUCGGCCAGCAGGGACUGGCAAGAAGUUUGAUAGCUGUAGGACUGGGUGUUGCAGCUCUUGCAUUUGCAGGUCGCUAUGCAUUUCAGAUCUGGAAACCUCUAGAACAAGUAAUUACAGAAACUGCAAAGAAGAUUUCAACUCCUAGCCUUUCAUCCUACUAUAAAGGAGGAUUUGAACAGAAAAUGAGUAGGCGAGAAGCUAGUCUUAUUUUAGGUGUAAGCCCAUCUGCUGGCAAGGCCAAGAUUAGAACAGCUCAUAGGAGAAUCAUGAUUUUGAAUCACCCAGAUAAAGGUGGAUCUCCUUACUUAGCAACUAAAAUAAAUGAAGCAAAAGACUUGCUAGAAGCAACCACCAAACAUUGAUCAAUGCUCAAAGACCAUGCUGAAUGAAAAAAGGGAGAGGGACUUUUAAAAAAAAAACAAAACAGUCCCACAAAUUAAUCUGAAACACAGUCUUCUUAAUUUUCAUACAUAUAUUGACCACAAUCAUCUUCCACCAUUAAGCUAUGUAACAAUAAAAGAGUAAUAGUCUUGGUUUUUGUUCUCUUUUUAAAAGAACCCCUUAAAAUUCUGUAAGUAAUCUUUUUCUUCAUUUUUUUUCCUCUGUGAUAGUCAUACUUUUUAAAAUUUUUGUUAAGCUAGUCCUAAAUACCCCCCACAACACACAAGCAUGCAAACAAGCAUUACUAUCAGGAAUGCGAUUGGGAUUCAGGAGCAAUGAGUGGAAAUUUUCUUACUGCUUAUAUUUGCACCCUCAUUGUCCCUUGUUUCCUUAGAGGAAUUUGGGACUCUGCCUAUGUAAGUGCUGUCAUGGAUCCCACCCAAAGGAACUUAAAUGUAGAGGAAGGAUAAAUCACAUAAAUAAUGAAUACUGUUAGAGAAGUUCAAAUGAUAUGUUAAAGAAGUUCAGAAGAAGAAAAGAAUAUUUUAAACUGAAUGCACGUGAGGGGGUGCUGAGUGGAAUAAGUGGCAUAGAGCUAGGUUUUACAAAAUUAAACAGAGAUGCUAUAUGAUUGGGCAGUGUUUCCCCUGAGAUCAGAAUUAGCAGAAAUAGACAUAUCAAUUAGUGUGAUUGGAGUGCAGGGUUUCUCAAAAGCAAGGGUUGGACAGAGUGGUCAUGAAAGGCCAGCCCUGUGACUUACAGUGCAUUAAAUUAAUUUCUCAAAUCACAGUCCCCGAGCAACACUUUAUUAUUCCAAAGGUGAGGAAACUGAUUCAGAUACAGAGUACCAGCAUUAUUUCCCAAUACUCCUUUACAAAUCCUGGAUUCGUUCUAGGCAAACUGAACUACUGUAUUUCAUCUACCUUAAAAUACUUUUUAAAUAUCCUGUAUGCAUCUUUCGAGUUCUGACAUUCUGUAGUUUAGGAGUUUUUGACGUUAACACUAUUGACAUAUUGGACCAAAUAAUUCUUUUUGAUGGGGAGCUCUCCUGUGCAUUGUAGAUGAUUAGCAACAGCCCAGGCUGUUUGUUUCCUGCUAAAGGCCAGUAGCUCCUCCUUAGCUGUGAUGACCAAAAACGUUUCCAGACAUUGCCAAAUGUUCUCUGGAGGACAGAACUGUCCACAGUUGAGAGCCCCUGCUAUAGGUGUUUAAUUAAUAUUUUUUCUUUUGGUACAUAAAAUAAUGGUGUGACUUUAAAUUGAUCGAAGAUUAGAGACAAUAAAAUAUGGUUCUUGCUUUAAA